Messenger RNA from Toxorhynchites rutilus septentrionalis, 2085 nucleotides. It is a transcript of the gene Arp5, whose product is annotated as actin-related protein 5. Gene Ontology annotation, biological process: regulation of DNA-templated transcription. Gene Ontology annotation, cellular component: Ino80 complex; cytoplasm. The transcript has a single exon. Bases 104 to 2056 code for a protein of 650 amino acids. The record is from RefSeq and is a predicted model, not a curated record. NCBI's taxonomy places the organism in Eukaryota, Metazoa, Arthropoda, Insecta, Diptera, Culicidae.
AAAGAGAAAAGCAUAAAAAUCGAACGACCCCUCAUGCCGGUUAAACAAACAACACGAAAUCGUUCAACUUUUGUUUAUUUUUAGCGAACUCAGCUAAUUAAAGAUGAAUUUGUUUGACAUCGAAGAUACGAAGUGCAAACCGGAUAUUGUCAGUGUCUAUCCCCCCACAGGGCUACCGACGGGUGUUCCCAUCAUAAUCGACAACGGUUCCUAUCAGUGCCGUGCCGGUUGGGCUUCCAAGAAUGCACCUACGAUUACGUUCAAAAACGUACUCGCCAAACCACGGAAAGACCGCAACAAAAAGGAUGCCGAGGUAGCGGUGCCAACGGUACAAAUUGGAAACGACAUCGCGAACAUAGAGGCCGUUCGGUUCCAGCUGCGCACCCAGUUCGACCGAAACGUUGUUACACACUUUCACAUUCAGGAGCAGAUUUUGGAUUAUAUGUUCGGUAAGCUGGGUGUAAACGUGGAAGGAUGUGUGCCCCAUCCAUUGCUGCUAUCCGAAUGCGUUGCUAACCCGAAUCACAGUCGGGCGUUGAUGUCGGAACUGCUGUUUGAAUGUUACGGCAUUCCUGGGAUCUGCUAUGGCAUUGAUAGUCUGUUCAGUUACAGUCUAAACAGCGGUAUGGAGGAUGGACUUAUUAUCUCCUGCGGGUAUCACACAACGCAUGUUAUUCCUGUUUUGAAUGGAAAAAUGGUCGAAGAGAAUGUUCGCCGGAUCAAUGUAGGAGGAUUUAAUAUGAUUAAUUUUAUGCACCGAUUGCUUCAGUUAAAGUAUCCAGUGCACGUGAAUGCAAUUACAUUGAGUCGAGCUGAGAGCCUGAUCCACCGUUUCUGCUCGUUUGCAUAUGAUUACACGGAAUCGUUGAAAAACUGGGCGCUGCUGGAAUUCUAUGACCAAAAUAUUAUCAGGAUUCAGUUGCCGUACAAUCAGACAGUAUCGGCACCUACGCUAACAGCGGAACAGAGAACGGAGAAACGCAAGGAGCUCUCUCGUAGACUUGCUGAGAUAAAUCAGAGAAAACGAGAGGAAAAGCUUGCGGAAGAUAAGCACUUAUUAACUCGAUUAGUCGCCGCACAAGAAGAUAUAGACGAUGAAGAUAGGAUUUCAAUCGUUUUGGAAGAAUUCGAGCUCAAAAACGUGGACGAGAUGAAGAAAACGAUUGUCACUUUACGGGAGCGCAUUGCAAAAACCGUUCAAAAAAUGAAUACUCCAGCAACGUCUCAACCAGAGGAAAAACCAUUACUACUGCAGCCACCAGCUAACACGACCAUCCAGGAGUGGGUUGUUGAAACUCGAAAAAAACGUGACGACAUCCUAGAUAGGAAGCAAACGCGGAAACAACGCAAGCAGGACCUUGCAAAGCGGCGAACAGUAGCCGCCCAGGAACGAAUGCGAAUUAUUUCCCAGUUGGCUAAGAAAGAAAAAGGCGUCGAUGAUUUUGGCAUGCGAGACGAGGAUUGGGAUGUGUAUAAAUCCAUCAGCCGCGAGGGAGAUAGUGACAGCGAUGCCGAAAAUGAGAAGCUUCUCGUUUGUGAGGAAAUACUCAAACAGCACGACAGUACCUAUGUUGAACCCACGACAUCGACGGCAAAUAUCGCGGAGUUCCACCAGCUGCACGUGGGAGUGGAGGCAAUUCGUGUGCCGGAGAUCCUCUUCCAGCCGAGUCUCAUCGGCAUACAGGAAGCUGGUCUAGCCGGUGCGAUUGACUACGUGCUGAAGCUUUUCCCUCGCGAGGAUCGACCUAAGCUUUUUGGCAACAUCAUGUUGACGGGUGGAUGUGCGAAUAUUCGAGGAUUCAAGGAGCGAUUGAUGAGAGAGUUACAACAGAUGUUGCCCUUCCAGUCGGUUUUCAAUUUGAGAAUCGUGACCAACCCUACCCUUGAUGGCUGGAAGGGGGCGAGCAAGUUUGCUACCAGCGAAGUUUUCAAGAAGUCACUCAUUACCAGGCAAACGUACGACGAGUGCGGAGGUGAAUACCUCAAAGAACACCCGGCAAGUAACGUCUACUUUCCAACUCCAAACAAUAUAGACACGGCUGAAAGAUUUAAUUGAUAAAAACUGAAUAAAAAUAGUUGCGAGAA